AGAUUCUUUUGGAGUACUGUAACGAACGACUUGCACUUCAAAAAUAUACAGUCCAUCCAUCCUUCUCUCUCCUGCCAUAAAACGCUAGCAGAUUUGUGACAGGAUUUACGAUAUCGAAAACCGUGUGGGUUGUUGUUUAUGAAUGCACUCCUUUCCAGGUGCUCCACUGAUCGUCUCCUGAUAACCUCAAUAAUUUUACCGACUAUGAGUGUUAGAGACACUGACCUGUAGUUCAGUGCCACCUCUUUGUCUCCUUUUUAAUUAUAGCUACUACAUUCGCUGUUUUCCAUACAUCUGGCAGUUAUUUUACUUGUUGAAGAUUGCUGCUGUUGAUUUACACAGUUCCUCUGUACCUCUGCUCGCGAAUCCAUGGAGAGGUGUCCGUUCCCAUUGCAGCGCAGCGACCGAAAUGCAUCUAGUUAUGGUUGUGGUACUGGGAAGUCUGGCAAGUGGUGGUAAAGUCUGAUUGCCGCGGUGAAGCCUGGCGGUGGCGGCAGUGAAGCCUGUCGGCGGCGGCAGUGAAGCCUGGCGGCAGUGAGGGAGCCUGGCGGAGGCGCGGGGCACUUCAGUCGCCAGCUGGACGUGUUGGGUGUAGCACGCGUCUUCUCUCGCUCCCUCUUUCUCUUCCCCAACACAACGCUGGUGGCGUCAAGUUAACUAUAUAUAUAAAAUAACUUCCUAUGUUGAGUGGCAGUGUGGGCAUGACUCAGGCACUGUGCCAGUGCCUAUUAUGCACGCAUGACAGUCUAUUUCUUCAGCCUGAGAUAUCAGGAACACCUGUUGCAUGGGCUAGCCAGGGAAGACUAGCGUGAUGGUUCUCCAUCAACGUGCAGUGAAAUUUGGCUAAAUAUAUCGGCCAGAACAUUAUAUAUUUGGAACAUGUAAACAUCUUAGUGUUUGUGCUUGUCAUGGGCAGUAACAGCUCGUGGUCGCGGGGCGGGAUGAGGCCAGAUUGGGCCAGCUGGCCCAGCCCCGACACCGUCAGUGAGAUCAUCAACAACACGUGGGCAGCCUCAGACUCACACCUGGACAUAAACUCCACACUCGACGAUAAUGCGACACUACCCUGGACUAACACCACUGCCAAAACUUACAACAUUCUCUCCUACCCCACCACGCAGGCCAUAUUUUACAUCGAGUACCUGACCAUCUUCCUGCUGGGGGUCUUUGGGAAUUGUUUAGUGUGCUACGUCGUGUUCCGUAACAAGCACAUGCAGAACGUGACCAACUACUUCAUCACCAACCUGGCACUAGCAGACAUCCUGCUGUGUGUGUUGGCAGUACCCUUCACGCCGCUCUACACAUUCAUGGGUCAGUGGAUGUUCGGAGGUGUGUUGUGUCACCUGGUUACGAUGGCCCAGGGCACCAGCGUCUACGUUUCUACUCUAACACUCAUGUCUAUCGCCAUCGACAGGUUCUUUGUGAUAAUCUACCCAUUUCGGCCGCGCCUCCGUCUCUCGAUCUGCUACCUGAUCAUCGUCAGCAUCUGGCUCUUCUCUAUUUCGGCGACGCUGCCUUACGCGCUCUAUGUCAAUCAAGUAGAAUAUCAAGACCGAUAUUACUGCGAGGAACUCUGGCCUUCAGAGUCCAUCAGGCAGGUGUUUAGCGGGUUCACGGCUAUUAUGCAGUUUGUUGUUCCUUUUAUCAUUAUUCUCUAUUGCUACGUCAAGAUCUCAAUCCGCAUGAACGAGCGAGUCAGGGCCAAGCCGGGCACCAAGAGCUCAAGAAAGGAAGAGGCAGACAGAGAGAGGAAGCGUCGGACAAACCGAAUGCUUAUAGCGAUGGUAACGAUCUUCGGCACUUCGUGGCUCCCUGUGAACGUGGUGCACUUGGUAGGCGACUACUACGCACCAGCCAGCGAGUGGAGCUAUUAUAACCUAUGCUUCUUUAUCACGCACGUGGUAGCCAUGUCUUCCACAUGUUAUAACCCCUUCCUCUACGCUUGGCUCAACGAAAAUUUCCGCAAGGAAUUUCAGUUGGUGUUACCUUGCUUCCAGCAAAACCCUUCUAGAGACCGUGUUGGUCAGUGGCGAUCGGAGAGAACCUGUAAUGGGAACGACACACAGCAGGAGACCCUUCUGCAGCCCGGAACAGGCGGAGGCGGUGGAGGUUCUAUCAGGUCUAUCAAUCGUCGACUUUCCACUACCCAAGAGAGCCCAACCAAGGCGAUAACACCAGCAACCGUGGAAACCCACCCCAUGACAACGUUCGUGGAGGUGCCUACCCACUCCAACAGCGGGACGUCUGACCAAGCCGUCCAGCCCUUGGUCAACGGAGAAGCCUCCGAGUAUGUGUGAAUACAGUUGCCAGUUGGGAGCCGAAGACCUCAUCCUGAAAAUACGUUUUCCCUGUGACGGUGAAAGUGAAUGGGAGGAUGAUGAAUAAGCAGGUCGCUACGAAAAUUAGAUGAUAAUGAAUGCGAAAGUGACGAUGAAAAUGAAGGUUAUGGAAGGACAGGCGGUAAUGAAGAUUUGGGUGACGGUGAAGGUGAUACUGAAGAUGAAAGUGGAGGUGACAAAAUAUUGUGCUGCAGAAGAUUAAGAUAACAGUGAAUUUUCCAAUGAAGACGGUGAAAGCCACUGUUUUCGUGGUUCCAUCGAAGGUAGAUACUACUACUAUUACUACCACCAUCACUGUCUACCACUCUUAUCGCCCUCAUCAUCUAUCACUACAACAACCACAACCUACCAUCAUCACUAACACCGCCCCAAUCACCACCAUUGCCACCUAUCGCCAUCACCACUACCUACCACCACCACCACCACCUCCACAGCCACAGCCACCACCACCACCACCACCGCCGCCGCCGCCUCACCUGCCACCGAAGCGGCGUUUACCACUACUAUAACUACUUCCAUUCUUGUAAGAAGUAGCACCAUCGUUAAGGAGACAAUCACCAUUACAGGAAUCUCCUCGACCACUGUACCCGCCAGCACAGCUGCUGUUAUCUAAAGUGAAUACUUUUCAGGAUAACUGUCAGCAGACUACCAGCACAGCGACUAUCACUGCUUCAUAUAAUUAAUAUACAUUUUUAUUUUUAUUAUUUUUAUUGUUAUUAAAAUUAUUUUCAGUAGUAAUAGCAUCAUCAGAAGUAUCAGUGAUAGAAACAGUAGCAGUUGUCUAGUUUACAAGUUUAAUGAAGAAUGAAUAGCAAUUUCAAAGACAGUGAAAGUACGUAACAGUAAAGCCAUUACCAGUGAGUGAAGAAACUAAGAAUGAUCACUUCAGAGUGUAUGUCUUGUUUUCUCUUAACUGAGCCUUGAAUAACAAAUUACACACACACACACACACACACACACACACACACACACACACACACAUGAAAGAGAGAAAAGUACACGAGGAAACAAAAAAUUGCAGAACUGAUGAAAAAAUUAAGAGCAGCUAUAGAGGCAAGUGAAAUCCAUAUGUUUUUUAUGGGUAGGAACAUGUGCAUAGGGAGAACAAGGCCAAUACGAAUUGUGUUUACGAAGUCAGAGGGAGAAAUUCAGUAACGAAAAGGAAGUCAAAUCUGAGUAGAAAUCGAAACUUUGAUACUGUAUCCUUGAAAGAAGACUGGACGGAAGAGGAAGGGCAGAAAAGUAGAAAUGGGAACGGGGAAGACAAAAUCGGAAUGGAACAUGGAAGGAAAUACCUUCGUGGAAGGAGUAGAGCAACAGGGUGAAGGAGUACAGGUAAAUCCUCAGGACUCCACAUAGACUCCCUGCCCAGUACUGCUAUAAAUGAAGUAAUCAGCAAGACCAGAAAACAGUAAGAUAUAGAAGAAUCAUAGUAUGAUAAUCAAAUCGACAAUGAGACACUUUUGCAACAUUUUGGAACUUUUAUUAAAGGAAACGUUUCCCCAUCCAGUAGCUUCUUUAGCCACUGGCUGACGAAACGCUUCCUCAUUAAAGAUUCCCAAAUCUUGAAAAUGUGUCUCAUUCUUCAAAUUGUCGGUUUUUAGAAACCAUUUCCAUCACAUACUGAAAGAAAGGGCUGGGAAACAAAACCUUGAUAUAUCUAUAACGGAGAUGGAAUUCUCAGGGCUGAUAACAGAUGCGAUUUUCUCAGAGGUCUAGCAAAAGUGAGAAGGGAAAAGACAACGGAGGAGUAGCACUGACGGAAACAAAUCACUAUAGAUCUGGGAAACUUGGAAACAUGAGAGUUCAGAGAUUACAUUGUAUACAAUGUAAUAUCUGGAGAGUCAGAGGUAACGGAGGCAGUGAUAAAUAAUCCACCAACAAACAACAGGAAACAAAGGAGUGUGAUCAGAGUAACAGGACAAUGAUGGAAGUGCUGGAGACAGUGGCAGAACAGGCGAAAAUAAGUAAAGCUGAACUCCUAGUAUAGGAGACUUUAAUCACAUGCAGAGUGAUUGGAAAAACUGGAACCUCCAUGGAGGACCAGAAACAUUGAGAGUGAAAUCUGAGCUAACAUGGUGAAGAAACAAAAAGGUUCAGGGGAGGAGGUGACCUAGAGAGACUUGAUCUGAUUUUCACAUAAAAUAAAUACAACAUAGAGGAAAAAAAAAAUAUGGGGAGCCAAUAGGAAUCAACCAGCAUGAUUACCUGGUGGAAAGGGGAAUGAAGAAAGAAAGGGAAGAAGCAACAGAAAAGAGGACCAGAGAAGUGGGAACUAUGAUGGUAUGAGAAUUUUUCUUAGCAAAGUAGAAUACAAAACGAAAAUGGAAGGCAGAACUGUACACGAAAUGAAAGUGCCAAAAGGCAAAGGAGAGAUUCUACCAAAUAUGAAAAAAGAAACAGGAAAAACAAAGCUCAUGGAUUAGUCAGGAAUGCAGAGAGGCCAAGGAAAGGAGCAAGAUGGCUUGGGAGAGAAAUAUAGAGCAAUCCAAGUGCAUACAAAAACGAGAGGCAAGCAGUAGAGCUAGAAAGGAAUAUUUAAGAAAAAAGGGAGGCUGCAAGGCAGUUUGAAAAAUUAUAUAACAUCACUGACCAAAACAGAACCACAGCCACAUAACAAGAAAAGACGACUGUGAAGGAACAAAUGAUAAUGAUCCAAGUCGGACCGAAACGUUGUUAUAAGCUUCAGUCUCUUACGUGAGGGUUAUUUGUGUAUUGACAGAAGUAUGUGACCUGUUAGGAAAAGAAAAAAAAAUCUUCACAGAAGAAAGUGGAGAACUACAGAAAAGCUCUGUAGUCAGAACAGACCAGUGGGCACUGGAGAGUAUCAACAUAACAAAGUGAUUGAGACAACUACAUGAGCUGGAUGUAAUAAAAGCAAAUAGCACAUCUCUAUAGAUGUUGAGAGAAGGGUCAAAAACAACUACGUAUUCAACAAAUCUCUAAGACAGGUGCCAGAAGAUUGGAAAAUGGCAAGUGUGGUUCAUUUUUAUAAAAAAGAGGAUGAGGGGAUAGACAAGAGGCCGAGUCAAAUGUUAUGACACCAGUUCCACUCGCCAAUUUCUCUUAAUGCAAAUUUAAUUUCAGCGCCGUAUCUGGCGUCACGAUUAGUAGUAUUUGGCGCCAUGAUUAGCAGUAUUUGGCGCCAUGAUUAGUAGUAUUUGGCGCCACGGUUAGUAGUAAUUGGUGCCAUGGUUGGAAGUAACUGAAGCAUAAAUUAUUUGUAAUUCGUGCCAAUGUCGAUUGUAAUUUACAUAAAACACUUGGAGGUCAGGUCACUCUGGGUAAUAUCACAACGGGAAGUCAGGUCAUGCAAUGCCAUGGAAACAUUUCUGUCGUCUCAGCUCAUGACAGUUGACGAGGCCAUGUGAUUUGGAUCAAUGGUACUGAGUCAUCGUCUUUAUUAUGGUGGAUUUAUGAUCAUAUUAUGUACAGUAUAAUGAAUUAAUAAAAAAAAUCCACGAAGAUUCUAAGAGAAUAAAAGUCACAGUAACCUUGCUGAAGAAUUUCAUAGUCAAUUCACACUUUGGACAAGAAGUUUAGACGACGUUUAAUAAGUUUUCCUCUCCAAAUUGUGGAUUGUAUGUGUAAAAUUGUAUCUUUACUGACAGCUUUUGGAUAAAUAUCAGCUAUGCAAAUUAUGCUUUGGUGUUAUAACGAGCAGCGGAUUUCUCUUCAGAGACAGAGAUUGGCAGUGUGAAAAACCCAUCCUCAGCAGGUAAUCAGCACUGUUACUAGUCAAUAGUGGACAUUUUCCAGUGGUAUAAGGUACCCAUCAUCAGACUUUAUAAGCAAUUGAUGAUAUUCAAUGAUACCACCUCUGAGGUGUACACGUCACUUCCUUCCCGUAAUGAGCAAAGUCGGUUAGACAGGCCAAAUUACACUCUAAAUUGUUUCUUAAAGAAAAUUUUUAUGUAAUAAUAGAUAUAAUCACGUGAAUGAACAAUUUUUGAAAAUUUAUAACAUUUCACCAAACUAUUUUAGCAGCAUAACUUAACCUUGCUAAAUUUAUUUAAUAUAUUACUUAGUAUAAUAUAUCGCUAAGAUAUACGAACAUCACAAUGAUCCGUCUGAUUAUUUAUUGAGAUAAUGGUAAGGUGAAGAUAUGUACAGCUUGUGUGGCCAAAAUGUUCGUUGCUGAAUAAGUCAAGUCGAAAAUCAGUUUAAAAGCAGGACAUAUUCGUUAGGUGAGGUCUAGCAAAGCAGUAAGUUUCUGCCUUCAGGCACGGACGAGUCUCAUUGAGGAUUCUGAACCAGGAGUUGUGUAAAUCCUAGACUGACAUGACCGGCGGUUGAUGCUUCUCUCCCACACUGACAGUCACCAGUGAAGUAGGAGUAACGUCGCCAGUGAUAUGGGAUGUGAACAGUGAUAUAUUAUGGUUGUUACAAUAAUGUGAAAAUAUGUUAGAAAAUCACUGUUAAUAGAUUCCUCAUAAGUGAUCUCGACUUUAUUGGCAGUAAUGUUUCUAGCAAUGCUAUUUAAUCAUUGUUUAUCUGUAUUCCCUCUUCAAUGAAACGUGAGAAAUUGGAGGCGUCGAGGAAACACAGAAGGCACUGCCUAAUAUGUCAACGAUGCAACGUUCAGUGUCAUACCACAAUAGUAAGUGCUACAUCAACGCACUGACUCUCGGACAUCUUCGAUCUGGUCGCUCCAAGAGAACCAGGAAAUACACAGCAGUUUCCACGCUGGAAUACUGCUGUGUGCCAGUGAGUUCAGUGCUUGCCCAAGAAUAUAAUAAACAUAGGGAUCAGGAGAUAACAAUGCUCAAAGGGGCGGAUUAUGUAUAUCUGGCAAUUCGUGUGUAUUGAAGGUGAGAUAAAAGAGAGCACAAAGUACUUUAGUAACACGAGGAAAGUCAGGAUGAGGUCUCCUUGGUGUGAGGAAGAGGAAGUGAGGCAGUUGUUGCCUUGGUAACAGUUGAAGGUGCUAACCUCACUAUGUACUAUUAUUUACUGUAUUUAUGUAAUUUGUAUAUACUGUAUAGUCUUUAUGGAUAGAGCAAGGAAGAUUUGUAAUCUAUUUUGAAUGGUAUAACCAUGAUAUCUUCUGUUGGAUGUUUCAGAAAGGACUCAAUUCAUGCCGGUUUUUAUGAAAUUGAUGUAAACAACUGUGGGGAGUAUUGCCAGGUGGCGACAACCAGGCACCUUCUAGUGGUUUGUUUGGAAAAAUAACUUGUACAUGUUCCUUAUACCGAUGCAUUAUGUGUCUCACCUCGACAAAAAUGUUAAUAAAGGUUGUUAAAGAGAGCUCCACACACCACAUACAGUGGCAACCUGGAGUGCAUUCGCUUUGCUUUCGCUGCACACUGUGGGCCUAGCAGUAUGACUGUUCAUAAGAAUGAAUUAAGCAAAGUAAGGGGCCAUAGUGACAGUUGCUGCAAAGCGGCUGUGACAUCCAAGUACAUGUGUAUAUAGUCUAGACUCUAAGGAUUGAUAAGUCCUUAGAGUGUAUAUAGUAUAAUGUGAAUUAGCUGUGAUGUGUAUAACUAGGAGAUGUGGGAGUGUCACUGCUCCUAAAAAGCUUUUGUAUAAUA
Cherax quadricarinatus is the source of this 7873-nucleotide messenger RNA. It is a transcript of the gene sNPF-R, whose product is annotated as short neuropeptide F receptor. Lineage: Eukaryota; Metazoa; Arthropoda; Malacostraca; Decapoda; Parastacidae. Gene Ontology annotation, cellular component: plasma membrane; neuron projection. Gene Ontology annotation, biological process: G protein-coupled receptor signaling pathway. The record is from RefSeq and is a predicted model, not a curated record. Gene Ontology annotation, molecular function: neuropeptide binding; neuropeptide Y receptor activity.